Molecule: messenger RNA, 1741 nt
Organism: Hylaeus volcanicus
Lineage: Eukaryota; Metazoa; Arthropoda; Insecta; Hymenoptera; Colletidae
Gene: Spf45
Product: splicing factor 45
Exons: 5
Coding region: 502-1608 (368 amino acids)
Biological process (GO): mRNA cis splicing, via spliceosome; alternative mRNA splicing, via spliceosome
Cellular component (GO): precatalytic spliceosome
Molecular function (GO): RNA binding
Source: RefSeq, a predicted model, not a curated record
ACCUAUAUUUUUUAGAUUCAGAGAUAUUUUCUUUUUUUUCGUAUAAAGCCGAAUAGAGUGAGAUUAAAAACACUUGAAGUUAGUUACAUUUGCUUGUAUAUAUGUUUUGAUGAACAUUGAACAGUUACUUUCUUUUGGUUGCUUGCUUUAGUACAAGUGUGUACUAACCUACAAUACGAGAAUUUUAAUUGUUACUAAGAAAUCAUGAAAAAUAAGGAUCAAAUUUUAUUUUGGCACUUUUAGGAACAUUCCCACGAUAUUAAGCAAAACUAAGAUUCAAGCGUUACUGUAUUAACAUUUCAGACUAAGAUCAGUCAGACUAAGAUUCAAUCGUUAAAAUAUCUGAGUUCCAUUGGUUUUAUAAAAUCUGUGAUUAACCAUACCUCUAAUUUUCAUUUACGAAAUUAAAUAAUACACUAUGAUUUGUUAUUAAAUACGUGACAAGUUUUAAAGUGAGGUUAAAUAUAAUGUUUUAAUACAAAUAAAUAAAAGUUCGAUACUAUGUCAUUAUACGAUGAUUUUGAUAAACAUCGAACGUCUGAAAAGGUGGCUGGCUGGUCAUCCAGCAUUAAGCUAUUGCAAUCUCAAUUACAAUUGAAAAAAGCUGCUACCACACAGCCAAAACGUGAACAAUAUAGGAAAGCCACUGCAGUAUUAGCACCUGUGAUAGAUUUAAAAUCAAAAGCAAAUCGAAAUGCAGAUAGAGAUGAGGAAGGACCACAUAGUAAUCCACUCUCUUCUGGUACAGUUAGCAGUAUCGGAGUAGGUGGUGAAUUUGAUUGGAAUGUAAUAAAUGAGUAUGAUCCUAUGUGGCCUAAUGAAUACGAUAAAGUUGUUAAAGAAUUACGAGAUUUACGGGAUAGGGAACACGAUCAAGAAACUGAAAUGCGUAAACGAAGACGAGAUAGUUCACGGUUUGAAGAUGCACAGGUUUCCUCUGCAAAUAAUACAAUGAUUCCCCCUGAAAGGGACGAGGAAAGGACUCCAACAUCAAGAGGUAUUGCUGGUGGAGCAGCUAUAGCACCACCACCCUCUCUACAGGAAUCAUCUGAUCUUCCACCUCCAACUCCAAGACAAUCUACUAACAUGGGCUAUGCAACAUCAUCUGUAGCAGCAAAAAUAAUGGCCAAAUAUGGUUUCAAAGAAGGUCAGGGGCUUGGUAAAAAAGAACAAGGAAUGUCUGUUGCUUUACAAGUAGAGAAAACUAGCAAACGAGGUGGUAGAAUUGUAGGAGAAAGAGAACAACUCAUGCCACCACCUCCACCUAUUGCUGUAUCACCACCUCCAUCGCAACUAACUUCUUUAGCACAGCAAACUGAAGAGCCUAGCAUUACAGAAAUAAUGAAAUCUCCAAGCAAGGUUGUACUGUUACGUAAUAUGGUUGGACCUGGAGAAGUAGAUGAAGAUCUUGAACCUGAAGUUAAAGAUGAAUGUAACACAAAAUAUGGUGAUGUUGCACGAGUUAUUAUUCACGAAGUAACAGAAGCUGCUGCAGAGGAAGCUGUUAGAAUCUUUGUGGAAUUCAAAAGAAUAGAAAGUGCUAUUAAGGCUGUUGUUGAUUUGAAUGGACGAUUCUUUGGUGGAAGACAAGUUAAAGCAGAAAUGUAAGAACAGUGAACACAUUAAGAAACAUUUCAAUUUAUAUGGAUUAAAAAAGAAUAAAACAUAAUAUAGCUUGAUCUUUUUUUUAUAUGUAUCAUAUAAUUAAUGAUCUUGUGUGUGUAAAAUAAAGAUAAAGACA